Lates calcarifer (barramundi perch) is the source of this 8564-nucleotide messenger RNA. It is a transcript of the gene arid1aa, whose product is annotated as AT rich interactive domain 1Aa (SWI-like). Gene Ontology annotation, molecular function: nucleosome binding; DNA binding. The record is from RefSeq and is a predicted model, not a curated record. The coding region runs from base 319 to 7281 and encodes 2320 amino acids. Gene Ontology annotation, cellular component: nBAF complex; brahma complex; SWI/SNF complex. Gene Ontology annotation, biological process: regulation of transcription by RNA polymerase II; chromatin remodeling; positive regulation of DNA-templated transcription. The transcript is spliced from 20 exons. NCBI's taxonomy places the organism in Eukaryota, Metazoa, Chordata, Actinopteri, Centropomidae.
UGCGGCUCAGUAAAAUGGCUGUAUCUAGCGGAGCCUCGUGUUGGUUGGGUUCGCUCCCUGCCUCUACCCGGGCUCAGUAACACAACUCCCACAACAAUUUCUGUCGCUUUUUUACGCAUUGUAUGGAGCCUCCAUCAUCUCUCUAACCCAUUUACGGAACCGGAACCGGGGGGAUGGCAGCCGGAUUCGGUCCGGUGUGAGGGGUGGGAAUGAAUCGGCACAAGGAUAAAUGGUUAUAAACAAUUAUUUAUAUUCAAUGCUAGCUUGUGAUUGUGACUGACUCGCCGAGAGAGGGAGAGAGAGGUGGGGGGGUAUAUCAUGGCCGCUCAGGUCGCCAGCGCCGCCACUCUUAACACUAGCCCGCCUUCCGAACUCAAAAAGCCGGAUCGAGACCCCAAGGAGGAGUCGGUACCGGGGGAGAAGCAGUCAGACAAAAAGCAGCCGGGCUUGGACAGCGGAUCGCCGGGCCGGGGGGAUCUGCAGGACGGGGCCGACGGUGGAAAUGCAGGGGGAGGAGGGGAACCUGAGAUGAAGAACGGGAAUGGGAACCCGCCCAGGGCUAACAAUAAUAACCAGAAUGACUCUGUCGGACCGGAGGGAAAUAACCAUCCCGGUCUGGUGCAUCACCACGGCACCGCUUUUCCUCCACCUUCGUACGGAUAUAGUCAGCCCUACGGUCGGGCCCCUUUUCAUCAACAUGGCGGACAACAAAGCCCUGGCAUGGCAGCUGCUGCGGGUCCGGUCGUGCAGUCGAGCAACAUGAUGGACCCGUAUCAACCUAAUUCACACGAUCAUGGCUUUUCAAACCACCAGUUUAACAAUUACAACCCAUUCCCGAACAGGACUCCCUAUCCCGGCCAAGCGUACGCCAUGAACUCCCCUCGCAGUACCCAGGCGCCGACAGCUGGGGGGCAGCCAGCUAAGCAGCAGCCACCAGCGGGAGGACCCACGGCGAUGGCUGGAUCAUACAGUAACCAGAGAUAUAACAUUGGAAACCCUCAGCCUACGUCCACACCGACACUCAACAAGCUCCUAACCUCCCCCAGCUCAACGCGGGGAUAUCCAAACUACCCGUCUAGCGACUACAGUAGCCAAGAAGGAGCUAGUAAGGGACCAGCAGACAUGGGCAGUAGCGGUCAGUAUGGAGGGAGCAAUCCGGGUUGGCCACAAAGAAGCCAUCACCCGUCGCCUAUGAGCCCGGGAAGUGCCGGGCAGCCGCUAGUUAGAAACCAGCCACCUGGUCCCAUGGACCCAAUGGGAAAAAUGAGAGGUCAGCUCUAUGGAGCAGGCGGUCCAUACAGUCAGCAGUCGCAGCAGGGGCCUCCCACAGGUCCACAACAGGGGCCCGGUUACCCUGGUCAGGGUUAUGGACCUCCAGGUCCCCAACGAUACCCAGUGGGGAUGCAAGGACGUACCCCUGGAGGCAUGGGUGGCAUGCCAUAUGGUCCACAGAUGGGGUCUUAUGGACAGCAGGGACCAGGAAGCUACGGCUCUCAGGGCCAGGCACCAUAUUAUGGCCAGCCUGGCCAGGCUCCUCAUCCAGGCCAGCAGCAGACCCCCUACUCCCAGCCCCCACCAGGACAACCAGGUGGCCAGACACCUUAUCCAGGGCAACCGCAUCCUGUGCAAAGUUCUGCUCCUCACAACCAGGGAGGACCACCCUAUCAGCAGCCUCACAUGCCCCCACAGCCUCAGGGGCCACUGCCAGGCCCACCCCAAGGGCCCCCACAGUCUCAGCCACCUUAUUCUCAAGCCUCAGCCCCACAGUCUGGCCAGUCUCCCUACGCCCAGCAGCAGGGCCCUCCCAGUCAGGCCCAGCAACAGCCAAGCUCCCAGGCUCCCCCUGGAUCACAGGGCCAGUCCAGCUACCCCGGAUCCACGCAGGGGCCUCAGCAGCCUCCCUCGCAGCAACAGCAGGCGCAGUCUCAGCCCCCACAGCAGCCACAGGGACACAGCCAACACCCACAGGGCCAGCCUGCAGGGUACCCACAGAACCCCCAGCAGCAGCAGCAGCAGCAGCAGCAGCAGCAAGCACAACAGUCACCUUAUCAGCGCUUUCCUCCUCCACAGCAGCAGGAUGUAUCACAGGACUCAUUUCAGUCCAACGCCCCUCCAUCCACUCAGCCUAAAUCUGGCCCAGAGGACAGUCAAGGCCGCCCCUCCAGCCUUCCGGACCUGUCAGGGUCCAUUGACGACCUGCCCACAGGUACAGAGGGCGCUCUGAGUCCCGGCGUGAGCACGUCAGGCGUGUCGAGCAGCCAGGGCGAGCAGAGUAACCCGGCCCAGUCGCCCUUCUCUCCUCACACGUCUCCCCACCUGCCAGGCAUCCGAGGGCCUUCACCUUCUCCAGCUGGCUCCCCCGCCAGCGCCAGCACACCUCGCACGGGACCGCUGUCACCUGCCAACAUGCCAGGGACCCAGAUGCCUCCCAGGCCAUCGAGUGUGCAGUCAGAUGGGAGCCUACACCCUGCGAUGAGCCAGUCUCCUAUGGCCCAGGACAGAGGGUUUAUGCAGAGAAACCCUCAGAUGCCCCCUUACGGCUCCCCCCAAUCAGCCUCUGCAUUGUCGCCGCGCCAGUCCUCAGGGGGACAGAUGCAUCCUGGGAUGGCCCCAUAUCAGCAGAACAACUCCAUGGGUGGCUACGGGCAGCAAGGAGGACAGUAUGGCCCCCAAGGUUAUCCCCGUCAACCUGGCUAUGGCAACAUGCCCAACGCCAACUAUCCUGGGCCGGGCAUGGGCCCAAUGAACCCCAUGGCGGGACAGGGUGGGGGGCCACCAUAUGCUGGCAUGCCUCCAGGAAGGAUGCCUCCAAAUCAAAUGGGGGCACGUCCCUAUGGCCCCAACAUGGGCCCCAACAUGGGCCCCAACAUGGGCCCCAAUAUGGGCCCCAACAUGCCUCCUAACAUGCCUCCUAACAUGGGCAACAUGCCACCCCAGGUAGGCUCAGGAAUGUGUCCUCCUCCAGGCAUGAACAGAAAACCCCAGGACCCUGCGGCCAUGCAGCACCCUGCCACCAACUCCAUGCACAACAGGAUGCCUGGUUACCCCAACAUGUCUCAAGGCAUGAUGGGGUCUGGUCCGCCUUAUGGCCCACCCAUGAACAACAUGCCGGGCAUGAUGAACACUCAAGGCGGAUCACCUUAUCCAAUGGGGCCAAACAUGGCUAAUAACUCAAGUGGUAUGGCCCCCAGUCCAGAGAUGAACAAUAAGAUGAAUAACAAAGUAGAUGGGAGUGGAACGCCCAAGCCAGAUUCUAAAUCUAAGAAGUCCAAUUCUUCCACCACAACCAGUGAAAAGAUAACACGUCUGUAUGAGCUGGGACCGGAGCCGGACAGAAAGAUGUGGGUAGACCGUUAUUUGGCCUUCAUUGAAGAGAAAGCCAUGGGCAUGACCAACCUGCCUGCUGUAGGACGCAAACCCCUCGACCUCUUCCGGCUGUAUAUGUCAGUUAAAGAGAUCGGAGGCAUGACACAGGUGAAUAAGAAUAAGAAAUGGCGUGAUCUGGCCACAGCCCUCAAUGUGGGUACAUCCAGCAGUGCUGCCAGUUCUUUGAAGAAACAGUACAUUCAGUGUUUGUAUGCCUUUGAGUGCAAAGUUGAGCGCGGUGAGGACCCUCCCCCUGAGAUUUUUUCAGAUAACAAAAAGAACCAAGCUGCUAAGGUCCAGCCACCUUCUCCAGCGUCCCUCUGCUCCACAGCUGGGUCGGGCUCUCUGCAGGGUCCUCAGACACCCCAGUCCACCAGCAGCUCCAUGGCUGAGGGGGGCGACUUAAAACCUCCCACCCCAGCCUCCACUCCUCAUACCCAGAUGCCUCCCAUGCCACCCGUAUCCAGGAGCAGCGUUAACCUGCAGGACCCAUUCUCUGAAGGAAAUGACCCCGCUUUCCCCAGGAAGAACAUGACACCCAACUCUGCCUAUCAGUCUGGCAUGAACACACCGGACAUGCAGGGCCGCAUGGGCACCUAUGAACCCAACAAAGACCCCUUUGGUAACAUACGGAAAGUCGGGGAGCAGUUUCUACCUGCUAACCAGGGCCCUAACAGCGGGCUGGGUGACCAACAGCAGCAGCAACCGCCACAACAGCAGCAGCAGCAACAGCAGCAGCCUCCAUUCAACAGAGGACCACCUGGGGCCAUGGGCACAAUGCCAAUGGGGCCCAGACAGCAGUAUCCUUAUGGACCAGGCUAUGACAGGAGAUCGGAGCAAGGAAUGGGCCCAGAGGGCAACAUGGGAUCCGGUGCUCCUCAGCCAAACCCUAUGAUGCCUGCCAACGCCGACACGGGGAUGUAUUCGCCAAAUCGCUUCCCACCACAGCAGCCACGGCAUGAUUCCUAUGGUAAUCAGUAUCCUGGACAGGGAACGCCCCCUACUGGCUCCUACCCAAAUCAGCAGCCUGGAAUGUACCCACAACAACAACAACAGAGUUACAAGCGUCCUGUGGAAGGUGGUUACCCUCCAUCAAAACGUCAUGAGACGGAGUACAGCGGGCCUUUCCCUGGUGGACAACAACCACCGCAGCAGCAGCAACAGCAAGGAGGCGCCUCUGCACCCUCUUCAGGACAGCAGGAGUCGUACAAUCAGUACAGCGGCAGUGGGCCCUACUCCGGCUCUGAUCGCCGUCCACCUGGCCCAGGCAAUCAGUUCCCCUUCCCCUUUGGCCGUGAGCGGAUGCAGGGGGCGGCGGGACCCAACGCCCAGCCCAACAUGCCCCCUCAGAUGAUGCAGUCAGGGCCUGAGGGUCCUCAGGGAGGCAUGUGGCAAGGACCGCGAGACAUGAACUAUCAGAACUACCCCAGCCGGCAAGGCGGCCCUGGGGGCCCGCCCCAGGGACCCGGUUACCCCGGGAUGAACCGCUCAGAGGAGAUGAUGUCAUCAGAACAGCGCAUGAAUCACGACGGCCAGUGGGGUGGCCAGAUGGGCCCACGGCAGCCUCCCUAUGGUCCAGCAGGGCCUGGCCAACCCAUGCCUCGUUCAGUACAGUCCAACUACCAGCCCCCUCAGGGCGUGCAGAACCACAUUCCACAGGUGUCCAGCCCAGCCUCCAUGCCCCGCCCCAUGGAGAGCAGGACAUCACCUAGUAAAUCUCCCUACAUGCACGGAGUAAUGAAGAUGCAGAAGGCUGGGCCUCCAGUGCCUGCAUCUCACAUAGUGCCCCCUCCAGUGCAGUCGCCUCUAAUAAGGCGAGACAUGCCUUUUCCCCCAGGCUCUGUAGAAGCCACCCAUCCAGUACUGAAACCACGCCGGAGACUCACCAUGAAAGAUAUUGGAACGCCGGAGGCCUGGAGAGUCAUGAUGUCAUUAAAGUCUGGUUUAUUGGCUGAGAGUACGUGGGCCUUAGAUACCAUCAACAUUCUCCUAUAUGAUGACAGCAGCAUUUCCACUUUCGAUCUCAACACGUUGCCUGGCCUACUGGAGUUGGUGGUUGAGUAUUUCAGACGCUGUCUCAUUGAAAUCUUUGGCAUUCUGCGGGAGUACGAAGUUGGAGACCCUGGCCAGAGGACACUACUUGAUCCUGAUGCCUUGAAACGAGCCUGGGACGGCACAGAAGAAGAGGAGCCACGGGCUGAGGACAUGGAACAAGAGGAAGAAGAUGACGAAGAGGAGGAGGAACGAGAAACGGAGGGGCCAGCUCACGUGAAAGAGGAGGAGGAGCAAGAGCAGUGCUCUAAAUCUCGGGGCAGAGACGAGAAGACGGAGGACGAAGAGAGGAAGAGCAAGAGUUCUUCAUCUGAACAGACGGGCUCAUCGCAGUCCUUACCUGCCCAUGAGAGACCCAAACAGGCCAGCAAGUUUGACAAGUUUCCCCUAAAGGUGGUACGAAAGAAAGACCCGUUUGUGGGCAGCCAGUCUAAUAAUCACGGGAAACUGCAAGAGUUUGACAGCGGGUUGCUUCACUGGAGUGCUGGAGGGGGAGACUCAACUGAACACAUCCAGACCCACUUUGAACCACGCAAGGACUUCUUGGAACCUCGAGAACGAAUACCUGUGCCCCCUCUAUUGCUGAAGAGACGAGUCCUAGAAGAAGAGAUACUGGAAAAUUGUUUGCCAACUGAAGAGGAGAAAAGGAAGCAUCAGGAUGAAGAAGAAACACCAAAAGAAGCAUCUCCCUCAGAGAAAGCAACGGUCUCAGAGAAGGCCAGCCCCUCGCCCAGCAGCGAGGAGGAGAGGAAAACGCUUUCUGAGACAAAGACAGUGGAGAAAGGUGCUUCAAACCACCAGGAGAAUAAUAGAUCAGUUCUUUCCUCCAGCAGUGUUUUAACCAAGCAGGCACAGCAGACUGGCACCAUCCUGGAGGAUGAGCCUCACAGUAAAGACGAGGGGCCGCUCAUUGCACUGGCUAACUGGCAGGAUUCUUUAGCCCGCCGCUGCAUUUGUGUCUCCAAUAUUGUCCGCAGCCUCUCCUUUGUGCCAGGCAACGACCACGAGAUGUCCAAGCAUCCAGGGCUGCUGCUGCUGCUCGGUCGCCUGAUCCUGCUCCACCACAGGCACCCUGAGCGCAAACAGGCCCCACUCACCUAUGAGAAGGAUGAGGAUUCAGACGAAGGAGUGGGCCAAAGGGAUGAAUGGUGGUGGGACUGCUUGGAGCUCCUGAGGGAGAACACACUGGUCACUUUGGCGAACAUCUCAGGCCAACUGGACCUAUCCGUCUACCCAGAGAGCAUCUGCUUGCCCCUGUUGGAUGGUCUUCUCCACUGGGCCGUCUGCCCCUCAGCAGAGGCCCAGGACCCCUUCCCCACCCUGGGCCCCCACAGUGCUUUGUCACCUCAGAGACUGGUCCUGGAGACGCUAAGCAAAUUAAGCAUCCAAGACAACAAUGUGGACCUCAUCCUGGCCACUCCACCAUUCAGUCGGUUGGAGAAGCUAUACGGAAACCUGGUGCGGCUAAUUGGAGACAGGAAGGUUGCAGUCUGCAGGGAGAUGGCUGUGGUCCUACUGGCCAACCUGGCACAGGGUGAUACCAUGGCAGCCAGAGCAAUCGCUGUUCAGAAAGGCAGUGUGGGCAACUUGCUGGGCUUCCUGGAGGAUAGUCUGGCCGCCACACAGCUUCAACAGAGCCAGAGCUCUCUACUACACCUACAGGGGAUGCACUUCGAGCCCACAAGCCCGGACAUGAUGCGGCGAGCUGCCCGGGCUCUGCACGCCUUAGCCAAGGUGGAGGAGAACCACUCAGAGUUCACACUACAUGAGUCCCGACUCCUCGACCUUUCAGUGUCUCCCCUAAUGAACUCGCUGGUUUCUCAUGUUAUCUGUGAUGUACUCUUUUUGAUCGGCCAGUCAUGACAGCUGUAGGGAGCCGUGGCUCCACUAUUUGGGGGGGUUUUUAUCCCCAAUCCCCUCUUCCCUGGUAACCUGGCUUGUGUGUGUAACAGGGCAAGGAAAGUUCAAGUGACUGUCUUUAAUUUAUGAAAAUCCUUCAGAUUCCAUUCUCUGAGCUCUCCCCAGGCCGUCCUCGCUCGAGGAGGGUAAUCACAGAGCUGUGGUGGAUUACAAACCAGAGAGAAGCCCACAAAGUGACACUACUUGCAACAUGAAUGCCAACUGGAUGACACAGAGCAGAGCACCAUGGUUGGGAGACUGUUCUGCACUUGGGGGGAAAAGUACUUUUUAAUAAAGAUAAAUAAAUGAAUAAAUAAAUAGCUGAAAAACAAAAACUGUAACCAAAGUUGCUGUCUCGUUUACAGUGAGUUUGGGAGACACAGUGUGCCCUAGCUCUCCCCUUGAGGGCACAAUGAGUCUGUAACUGGUUGACGUUCAGAGGUGAAGCAGACUGACAAGUGGCCUACUGGUUAUAGUUGCUGUAGUUGGAUUCUCACCAGUCAGCCCGACAGUAGACAAAGUGCUGUCAAUAGACACCUUCACCAGGGAGGCCUGUGCAGUGUGCAGUAGAUUGUAGGACAUUUUCUGUACCGUACUGCUCUUGAGUGUAAGCAUUCUGUAACACACGUUUCACACAGAAGCUGAAGAUGCAGCUCUUCUAGAGUUUUGAGGUCAUUUUAGUUUGGUGUUAAACAGAAAAUGGCUUUCUUCCCCAAAGUAUCAAGAACCUACAACACCCUUACCUCCUCUUAUCCCUUGAUUGUAUGAAUACCCUUAUGAAAAGAAAUCACCUCUUAGGACUGGUUUUCAACUUCAAAUACAGCUUUGCUGUGGUGUAUAUAUAAUGUUGUACAUUACACUUCCUUUCUCUGUGUCUGUCUCUGUCUGUGUCACUAUUCUCACACUUGUUAUUGGUGAGGGAUGGAGGCUGACUUGUGAGUUUGGUCCGUGACCUCCAGUCCCCCGUCAAUUAGACCCACUCCUCUGGUCUCUCCACAGCUCCGUAGUACGGCAGACACGGCUCAAACCUGUUAUCUCCUGGUACAACAAAAAUAAACUAGAUGAAGUACACAUUGACAAUUUUUCUCCAGUCAUGGAUUCUGCAUAUUUGUAUUUCAGACUAUGUAGCUAAGACAACAUGUAAAUUCCUCCCUUUCCCUUUUUUGGCUCAAUGAAUAUCAUUUAUUCAGUAUGAAAUCUUUAUACUAUAUGUUCCACGUGGUAAGAAUAAAUGUACAUUAAAUCUU